GCACCAAGGCACUAUUAUUAUUUCCCUAGGCGCCAACCCAUUUUUAUUACCCCUCUAAUUAUUGUUACUGGAACCCCGCGAAGUAUUCACCCUAUUACACAUAUUUCCUGCACAAACCAGCAAUCUCUUCCAACCAGAAUCGAAUUGCUGGCAUUUACUUCUUCCAAGCCUCCCAUACCAUCUUACGAAAAUGUUGGACCUUGCAGAUUUCGUUACCGACCGCGGUGGAAAUCCCAAUAAAAUCAAGGAGAGCCAGCGCAAAAGAUCUGCUCCCGAGGAUGCUGUCGAUGGAGUGAUUGCCUUGUAUGAGGAAGCCCGUCGAGCGCGGUAUGAAGUAAUGCAAAUUAACUCUCAACUCAAUGCUCUCCUCAAGGAAAUUGGAAAGAAAAAGAAGAGCAAAGAAGAUGCAAGUGACUUGAUAGAGCAAAAAGCCGGCUUGGAGAAAGAGAAGAAAGCAGCGGAGGAAAUUGCUUCCCAAAAAGAAAACCAGAGAGACAGAAUGAUCCGAACAAUUGGAAAUUAUGUUCAUGAAUCUGUCCCUGUGAGCAACAAUGAAGAUGACAAUGUUGUUGUUAAGAAAUGGGCACCGGAGAAUGUUGCUGUGGAAAAGCGGAAUUGCCUUUCUCACCAUGAGGUCCUCACUCGUUUAGAUGGAUAUGACCCAGAGCGCGGUGUCAAGAUUGUCGGUCACCGUGGAUAUUGCUUGACAGGCUAUGGUCUUUUUCUAAACCUUGCUCUUAUCAACUAUGGCUUGGAAUUCCUUUGGGGGAAAGGAUACAAGCCAAACCAGCCCCCCCAGUUCAUGCUCAGGGACCUAAUGGCGAAGACAGCUCAAUUAGAGCAAUUUGAUGAGGAGCUGUACAAGGUUUCCGAAAGUGAAGAUAAGUCUACUGAUAAGUACCUCAUUGCUACGUCGGAGCAACCAUUGUCUGCGCUCCAUGAUGGAGAGUGGCUCCAGGAUAAAGACCUUCCAAUCAAAUACGCUGGGUACAGUACAUGCUACCGGAAGGAAGCCGGUUCUCAUGGCAAAGAUGCAUGGGGUAUUUUCCGAGUCCACCAGUUCGAGAAGAUAGAACAGUUUGUUCUGACUAAGCCCGAAAAUUCAUGGGAAGCUUUUGAUGAAAUGAUGGCCACAUCGGAAGAGUUUUAUAGGUCUCUCGGGCUUCCUUUCCAGGUUGUUGCCAUUGUUUCAGGGGCACUUAACAACGCAGCGGCCAAGAAGUAUGAUCUGGAAGCGUGGUUUCCAUUCCAGGGCGAGUACAAGGAAUUGGUUUCUUGUUCAAACUGUACGGAUUACCAAUCAAGGGCCCUAGAAAUUCGAUACGGUACCAAGAAGGCUACUGAUGCAAGAAAAUCUUAUGUUCAUGCACUGAAUGCCACUCUAUGUGCUACGGAGAGAACACUUUGCUGUAUACUUGAGAAUUAUCAAACUGAAAAUGGUUUCAAUGUCCCGGAGCCUUUGCGAAAAUAUAUUCCCGGAGCUCCUGAAUUCCUUCCAUACACCAAGGAACUUCCAAAGGACACUACUUCCCACAAGGCCAAAGGAAAGCAGACAACCAAACCUCCGAGUGAUCCAUCAGAAGCCACCAAGAAACUGCAAGGCCUACAGGUGUGAGGGUCACCACUGGCAGAUAGAUUGCGAGUUUUGCUGGAUCAUUCACACUUUGCCCUGCAUUACUGAUAUAUCAUAGCUAUCUUAUGUAUGUUUUUCUAAGCCCACCCUUCUCUCCAAUUCCUUUGUUCCAGGAAAUGGAUUAAAAUGAAAUUUUUUUUAUAAAAAAUUAUAAAUCAAAAAUAAAAAGAAUUGAAAACCCUUCAAUGUGAUUAUACGAUGGAUAAUCUUUGUGGAGUUAAGUCACAUGGUUUUAGUGCGUGUGUACAUGAUGUAUUCUGUAGUACUUAGUACAGAGUAUGACAGCAUAUGCCG
Molecule: messenger RNA, 1927 nt
Organism: Aspergillus wentii DTO 134E9
Lineage: Eukaryota; Fungi; Ascomycota; Eurotiomycetes; Eurotiales; Aspergillaceae
Product: serine--tRNA ligase SES1
Exons: 7
Coding region: 191-1615 (474 amino acids)
Biological process (GO): seryl-tRNA aminoacylation
Cellular component (GO): cytosol
Molecular function (GO): tRNA binding; ATP binding; serine-tRNA ligase activity
Source: RefSeq, a predicted model, not a curated record